AUGAAAGUGGAAGAUUUGCACUUGGGUCGCGCGGAAGUGAUCAGCCUAAUCACGGAGAAGAGAAAAGACUGGAACACACUCGUUCUGAAACGUCGAGACCACAUGCAGCUGCAUGAUCGAAUGGAAAAGGGAAAAUUAAGAUGUUUUCAGAAGUGUGACGAAGCUGAUGCCGAGAUGCAACGACUCCGUGGAGCAUGCACCAGCAGCAUGGAAAAAAAGAAAAAGAUUGACGAGGCCAUGGGGUUGCUCCACCAAGAAAUCGAUAGGUGCGGUCAAAAAUCGCUGGAAUGCUUUCAAAAGUGGGCGGAGCACCUUCGGAAAGCCUGGGAGGUCGCAGACCAGAUAUCCAAACUGGAAACCGAGAUGAAUAUCCUGAAUGCGUACCAUAGAGGCCAACAACACCCAGACGUCUCGAAUAUAUUUUUCCCAGUGCUUGAAGAGGAAACGUACUAUGAAAAGUGGACUCGAACGUUGCACACACAGAUGUCGUUCAAAGAGAAACAGAAAAUGGUCACCGAUCUGUGCCCGCAAGAAGAAUCGAGUGACGAUGAUGACGACACUGAAUCUAACGAUCCAUUAUUUGGACCGCCCUAUCCACACCUACGGGAUGAAGACCUCGUCGAUUGA
Aaosphaeria arxii CBS 175.79 is the source of this 627-nucleotide messenger RNA. RefSeq lists its product as uncharacterized. The record is from RefSeq and is a predicted model, not a curated record. NCBI's taxonomy places the organism in Eukaryota, Fungi, Ascomycota, Dothideomycetes, Pleosporales. The transcript has a single exon. Bases 1 to 627 code for a protein of 208 amino acids.